Olea europaea var. sylvestris is the source of this 1535-nucleotide messenger RNA. RefSeq names its product ATP synthase subunit gamma, mitochondrial-like. The transcript is spliced from 9 exons. The record is from RefSeq and is a predicted model, not a curated record. The coding region runs from base 216 to 1190 and encodes 324 amino acids. Lineage: Eukaryota; Viridiplantae; Streptophyta; Magnoliopsida; Lamiales; Oleaceae. Gene Ontology annotation, biological process: proton motive force-driven ATP synthesis. Gene Ontology annotation, molecular function: proton-transporting ATP synthase activity, rotational mechanism.
UCAUGAACUAUUUCCAUUUUUAGAUCGUAUAUGUCGGACAACGAAACGACGUCGUAUGAACGGGCGACGCCAUUUCCUUUGGCAUCUAUGAUCUACCUCGUCAGUACUGAACAAUUUGAAAACCCUAAAUAAGCUUGCUUUUCUGGCUCUGUGAAGAAGAAAAAUUACAAAAUCAGCAGAGAUCAAUCGGAUCAAAUCGAACUGUGAGUACAAGAAUGGCUAUGGCUGCUUUGAGACGCGAAGGAAGGCGUUUCGCCGCCCCUCUCAUCUCCAACAACCCUAUCAACCCCUUCCGUUCCUCUUUCGCCCCUGCUGAGGAGCAAGCAUUAUUGGGAGUUCGUUCUAUUUCAACUCAAAUCGUCCGCAACCGUAUGAGGAGUGUUAAGAACAUUCAGAAAAUAACUAAGGCAAUGAAGAUGGUUGCAGCCUCAAAGCUUCGAGCAAUUCAAACUAGAGCUGAAAACUCACGUGGGUUAUGGCAGCCAUUCACUGCUCUUCUCGGUGACACUCCAAGUGUUGAUGUCAAGAAAAAUGUUAUUGUUACAAUUACUUCGGAUAAAGGUCUUUGUGGUGGUAUUAACUCUACAUCUGUCAAGAUAAGCAGGGGUCUUCGUAAGUUAAAUUCAGGUCCGGACCAGGAAAGUAAAUAUGUCAUUUUGGGAGAGAAGGCCAAGGCCCAACUUGUGCGAGACUCCAAGAAACACAUUGAGUUAAUUAUAACUGAGUUGCAGAAGAAUCCUCUAAACUAUACUCAGGUUUCUGUACUUGCAGAUGACAUUUUAAAGAAUGUAGAGUAUGAUGCAUUGAGGAUUGUUUUCAACAAGUUCCAAUCCGUUGUCUCUUUUCUGCCAACAACAGCAACUGUGUUAUCCCCCGAGGUCGUUGAGAGAGAAGCUGAAUCUGGGGGAAAACUUCGGGAAUUAGACUCCUACGAAAUUGAAGGAGGUGAAACAAAGUCAGAAGUACUGCAGAAUCUCACAGAAUUCCAGUUUUCCUGUGUUAUGUUCAAUGCGGUCCUAGAAAAUGCUUGCAGUGAGCAAGGAGCCAGAAUGUCUGCAAUGGACAGCUCCAGCAGAAAUGCAGGAGAUAUGCUCGAUCGCCUCACUCUUGCUUAUAACAGAACCCGUCAAGCAUCUAUCACUACAGAGCUGAUAGAGAUUAUAUCUGGAGCAUCAGCACUGCAGGGUUGAUUCAACAAAUCUUGUGCAGCCUCCCUCGUCUACCCUCUUCCAACAAUGAUGAAAUAAAGAAAAUACUGCAAAGGUUUUGCAGUUUUGAGGAUGUGGUAUUGAGUUUUUUGGUUUAUCUUUUAGCAAUCUCCCUGCCUGAUCUCAUUUCUGGGGAAUACUUGUGUGUUAAGAUUGUCACGAAAACCUGGUUACCUUUUCAUCUGUUUUCCGAAGUAAAUUUCUGCUGUGCUUUCUUGGCUUCGGUUAUGUCAUAUGUGUUGGGUUGUUAAUGAGGAUGGAAGGAAGCUCCUCUGAAUUUACAUUUUUCUCAACCUAGUUAUAAUGGCAGUUAGUUUGACUAAGUCG